This is a messenger RNA of Heterobasidion irregulare TC 32-1, 1498 nucleotides long. RefSeq lists its product as uncharacterized. Gene Ontology annotation, biological process: proteolysis. NCBI's taxonomy places the organism in Eukaryota, Fungi, Basidiomycota, Agaricomycetes, Russulales, Bondarzewiaceae. The transcript has 3 exons. Bases 54 to 1058 code for a protein of 334 amino acids. The record is from RefSeq and is a predicted model, not a curated record.
GACAAGAGCCUUUGCCUGAGGCCUCUGCCUCCACUCAUUCUGUGCAGGCCAACAUGCCAGCCCUCGACCCCGACCCCGACCCCUUCGCCUCCCGCUUCCACGGCCCUAUCCCAGACAUCCCCGACGAUGCCUACCGCGUCCUCCUCACCGGUUUCGGCCCUUUCUUUCGAUACCGCGAAAACCCCUCGUGGCUCGCAGCGCGCCCUCUCAAUAAUGUCACUUUCCACUUCGACCCGUCCCCCGAUCGCAUGGUCGAGGACGAUCUCCCUCCCGCCGCCAAUGGCCGUGGCAGAGCUCGUCUGAUCCACAUCACAUCCCUCCAGCUCCCCGUCACGUACCAGGCCGUCCUCGACUGUGGCCCUGGCUUCCACGCGCGCCCGCCCGUGCUCCCGCCGUCCAGCGACCCCUUGCACCCUCUCGCGCCCCCACCCGAGGGUGGCUACGACUUCAUAUUCCACCUCGGGCUUGCAGGCCGGGGCCCGCUCCGCAUGGAGCGCCUCGCGCACAAGAUCGGAUACAGGAUGAAGGACACCGCCGGGCAGCACGCCCCGAUCGUGGAUUACCUCCCCGAUCCCGCGACGCUCGAGCAGUCGCAAGCGGAGGUGCUCGAGCACGCCGCGCGCCUCGCAGCCUUUCUGGGCAACCGGGUCACCGAGGGCGUGAUGGACGUGCACGGGCCGCUCGACGCCGUCCAGGACUCGCCCACGCGGGGAUUCGGCAAGGGGUACGAGAGCUUCGUUGACGAUAUGUUCACUGCGAUCGACGUUGAGAAGCUCGUGUACGACCUGAAGGAGCAGGGCAUCGACACGGUGUACUCGUCGAUGGACGCGGGGCAUUACGUGAACGACUUUCUGUAUUACUGUUCGCUGGCGGAGUCGAGGCGCACGGCGACGAAGCACGAUAGGACAAAGCUGACACGGGUGCUGUUCAUGCAUUGCCCUCCCGCGGGGCAGCCGGUCAGUACGCAGGAGGUCAUCGAUGCUGUCAAAAAGAUUAUAUUUUGGGUGUGCAAGGACGAGGAUACGAUCCCGCCGGUGCCACCCCUGACAGGACGAUGAGUGCGAUGUAGCUGCGGGCGAUGCCGAUAUGGCAGGUCCUGGGUAUAUCUGUUUUUGUUUUCUUUGGGCUUCUCGGUGUGUCGCGUCUGAGUGUACGAGUAUCCUGUCUCUGUCCUUGUCUCCGUUACCCCUCUCUUCCCUCACACCUGUACUUUACAAGAGGAAGACUCGAACCGCUCGGUUCGCCAUGCCGCCACAGUGGCCUCCUUUUUUUUCUACUAGACGUUCUAGAUGGUCAUUGUGAUAGGGUCAUUUACCAUUUACGUAGGUCAGAAGCUGCAGCACCUUUUGGGGAUAUCAUGUUCUGGUGUCUGUACGCUCUUUAUGCGUGCGGGCGUGUUUUUCAUGGACUACUAUAUUCCAUGUAGCGAUCAUGUUGUUCGAGUGCCACGGCUCGACUGGGGCCUAUACACACGUUGCUAUAAACACGUUGAGGGCUA